CGACCGACAGAAACGUGCUCAGCAAGAAUCAUGCAACUGCCGCACCUUCCACCCACCUACGAGAGCGCCGUGGCUUCCUCAACCACAGCCACAUCGCCCAUUAGAGAAGCCACAGGCGACGCCAAGCAAAGUGGUCAUUCUUCAGCGCAAGAAUUGAAGAUGCCAACAACCACCCAGGGAUGGGCCACUUUGUGGCUUAGGAUGGUCACCAACCCCAGCAUCCCAGAUGACGCUACCACGUUUAAUUCUAGUAUCAUGCCGUGGGUGGCCACACUUAACGCCAAAUGCGAGGAUCUGCCGCGGUUGAUGAGAGAGGGUUUCUUCUGCUCCGCCGACAAUGUUGUGCCCGAGAGAGGCUACAUGUCGAGCUCGAUCGAGCCGGAGUGGACCGCCAAAGGGUACCAUCAUGCGCGCAAAUUGAUCCUCGUCGACAAGACCUGCAGCCCGGACGAGACUCCCCGGUGGGCUGCCAGUCUCGAAGUCGUUGCCACCUCGGUCGAGCUUCUCUCGAAAUUCCGCGUGGAGAACCUGUCACCCGAAAACGUGCUCAGUGCCUACGCCUGGAACACGAGAGGACAGGAUUGCUACAGCCAUCACCGCCAAUUUCCAGACUUCAACUACAACUGCAUCUACGAUGACAAGCCCCUGGCUGGCUGGUGGCCUUGGCCAAAAUAAGGUGACCUCCCGCGGCGCACGAACCAUGCGCCGGCGGAGGUGCACGGCAAGAUUGGUGUGUUUGAGUUUAUUGUUUGUUGAUAACCUACCUUAGAUAAUUGAAGGUUGUCCCUGUA
Messenger RNA from Chaetomium strumarium, 791 nucleotides. RefSeq lists its product as uncharacterized. NCBI's taxonomy places the organism in Eukaryota, Fungi, Ascomycota, Sordariomycetes, Sordariales, Chaetomiaceae. The transcript has a single exon. The record is from RefSeq and is a predicted model, not a curated record. The coding region runs from base 31 to 675 and encodes 214 amino acids.